GCCAGCGGCACAAAUGACGUCGUACGGCCAGGCUGCGACUCGAAGCCGGAGACUGCGCAGGCGCCGGUGGUUCGCGCCAGACCUCCAGAAUCUCUAGAAGCCUGAGGCUUGUCAAAAUCACGGGCGCAACAUGUCGGCACAACAUCGAUCAGUUCGUUGUCGAAUUGGACGAGUCGUUUCCGUAGGGCGUCCUGCAAACUGGUGGACCAACGGCAGAUCAGGGCGCAGCAGCCAGCACCAAGGCAGGGGGGUCAUCCUCUGCUCACAGCGAAGUGCAGUGUCAGAGACUCCCAAGUCCAUCGCCUGCGCCACCUGUCAUGGUCUGCAGCUUAUCCACGAAUCAUGAGUUCAGUACAUGUCCUCGGCAGUGGUCGUCUGCUGCGAAUCCGAGAACUCUACCGGAUCAGGCUUCCCCAGAUCGCGCCAUGGUUGCCGGCUGACUGGUGCUUGUGACUCGUACAAACAGCCUUUUCGAAAGGCUGCGAGUUCGCCUCACUAGGCGCUCUUUGUCAUCCUCACGGACAGCCAACGUCGAUUCAUCAAGUAGGCAAGGGUAUUAGUGGGAUGUGCCACCCGAUAUGUGAGUACCAGGUAUAUAUCUACCCAUAAGGCUAUCCAUCUUCCAAGGUCGCCCUUCUCUGAACCUUUGCCUUGGUAAAUCCAUAUAACGCACCAUGGCAGCUGCAGAAUACUUUGCUUCCGGUGCUCGCCCGCCUUACGAACAAACAAACAGUCUCUAUCCUCCGCCACCGGGCCGGCCUCAACGAGCACAUUCACAGCCUGGGCGCACAUAUCCUCCGCCGCAACCGAGUCAUUCAAGUCCACAACUACCACCAGUACAUCAUGUCCCAUAUGUGUCACCACCGCCUCCCUAUCAACCGCUCACGACCGAGAGCAAACCCAGUCCAUACUUAGCCCCACACCAGUCCUCUUCAGCCCAGCAGCGGCCCUCGAUAUCGUACCAGCAGCGGCCAGAUCAGUAUUCGAUGAGCCUACCAAAUUAUCAGGCAUGGCCGCCCUCUACUCCCCAACACGGUGCAAUGGCUCCCCAGCCAUAUCCCUAUCAGCAGCAGAUAUAUCCGCCUUAUGCGUCUAGACCAAGCCUAUCAAUUCGUGACGCAGGAAUCGGAGAUGGCUACGCCUCAGAUCCAGAACAGCGGAGAAGGAAACACAAGAGUCGGUCCCGACGCAUAUCUGAUAAUUCUCGGUCCACAAAUGCGGAUGGAUUUAUUGGCGCUGCAGGCGGCGGACUGCUGGGUGACUUGCUGUUUCCCGGGCUAGGGACGGUUGGAGGCGCCCUCGUUGGAUGGGUUGGUGGCAAAGAUUAUGGCAAACACCGGAAAUGGCGAGAAGAGAAGAGAGACCGGGACCAAGAGAGGUGGGAGCGAAAGUUUGGCCGAAGUCACUCGAGGAGCCGGAGCCGGAGCCGGGAUGAGAGACGGGAUAGUCAUGAUAGACGGAAAAGCUACGAUUGAGACGAUGAUGACUGAGACCAGUCCACUUCCGGGAUAUGGCAAUUGUCUCUCUGGCCGGCCCAUUGAGACUAUUGCCUUUACACAGCAAUAAUGUCUAGUAUACUAUAUUACUAGGUUGAACAGGAAUAGUGUUUAUUCCAUAACAUACGUUUGGCAGUUCACGCCCUCUCGCC
Molecule: messenger RNA, 1648 nt
Organism: Exophiala dermatitidis NIH/UT8656
Lineage: Eukaryota; Fungi; Ascomycota; Eurotiomycetes; Chaetothyriales; Herpotrichiellaceae
Exons: 1
Coding region: 675-1475 (266 amino acids)
Source: RefSeq, a predicted model, not a curated record